Colias croceus (clouded yellow) is the source of this 2091-nucleotide messenger RNA. RefSeq names its product protein app1-like. The record is from RefSeq and is a predicted model, not a curated record. Lineage: Eukaryota; Metazoa; Arthropoda; Insecta; Lepidoptera; Pieridae. The coding region runs from base 189 to 2015 and encodes 608 amino acids. The transcript is spliced from 12 exons. Gene Ontology annotation, cellular component: membrane.
CUUGACAUUUCCGUUUCUGACAGGCGCAGCACGGGCAAAAUACAAACUCAAGACGCAUGAUCAAUUUUCUCUGUCCCUAUCGCUUUUAUGGAAAGCGCUCCACUAGCGAGCAAAUUGAUUUUUGAUUUAAAUAAAUAGGACAAAAAUAACUAUGCCCAAAACAAUGUGGACGUGAAAUACCAUUAAAAAUGUGGAGUAAAGCUGUGUUGUGUUUAACGACUAUACACAUUUAUAGUGUAGCAGCACAAGGCGAGUGUACCGAUUUACACGGUAGAACUGUAACCAAUGGAUUACACUAUAUCCCUGGCCCAGAUACAUGCACGCUCUGCAUAUGUGACAAUGGCUUACCCAGAGUAUGCAAAGCGGUCUUGUGUUCACCUCCGCAGGAUUGCCGAUCGUUUCGUGUCGGCACCACUUGCUGUGAAUUCAUCUGUUUGGACGAUGUAGUGAAACCAGCGGAGGGCGUGGAAGCGAACCUUCGGGUCGCGGCCGGGGGCGCCGCUGCGAUCGUACUGCUCACUAUAGCACUUGUUGUGUAUAGAGUUAAGAAACAGAAACGACGACGACCUACACAUGCUGACGAUCAACGCAGUUUGACUAGCAUUGGGUAUAUAAGCGGAAGUAUGGGGUACAUGGGCAGUGGCUGUGAAACAGCGUCUGGCGCGUGGAAGCCCUCAGCUCAGUACCUACCGAGGGGCGAAGCUCCUCCUCCGUACGACGAAGUUAUUGCACAAUGCCGACCUGAUUCACUACGAUUAACGAACGAAACAGCGUUCCAUCGCACGUACCCAUCGACUGUGGAGUCCAUUUCCAGGCCCGAGGACGCGAUGCAGUGUGUUGGACACGGCUAUGUGAACCUUCCGCGGCCUGUUACUCAGAUUGCAAACACGCAGAACUGCUUCAACGCACCCCUACUGCAGCCGGUGCACGUGCCGGAGGCGCGUGAGUCGAACAUCAUACCGCAUCAUCCGUUGCCGCCGAAUGUGGUGGGUUUCCCGAGCGCGGUGCGUUUGACGGGCUCGCUGGGCGCGAUCAGCAACCGCGCGCUCAGUGUGGCGCGGGACGAGCACGAGCGGGAGAGGGAGAGGGAGAGAGAGAGGGAGAGGGAGCGACCGCAUAACGUGCCCGGCUUCUAUACUACGCACACUUCGCUACACCGCACGAUCCCGCGGCUGUCGGCGACGGAGGCGGGCGUGCUGAGCCGAGCGGAGCGCGCGUGCGGCGAGGUGCGGCGCUCGUUCCACCGCCCCGAGCCGCCGCGCGCACCGCCCACGCACCCGCGCUCCGUGCCACGCAACCUGGAUACGGCACACGAUGCGCACGCUUUGGAUGCGCUGCCGGCGCUUGGCGUGCUCAACGGAACACUGAAAUCCUCCGGCGGCAGAUCACGCGCGCACAGCGAAGAACAAGUCAUGUGCGACAAGCCGAAGAGCGCCAAGCCUCCAGCACCAGCCCCUCCCCCGCACGCCUCCCACACUCCCCUCCCGCUGCACCCGCCAACCCCGCACUCCUCCCACACUCCCCUCCCCCCGCACACGUCGCACGCCCCCCUCCCCCCGCCGCACAUGCCGCACCCCCCGCACCCCCCGCUCACCCCGCACGCCCCGCACACCCCGCUACCGCUGCCCCCUGAGCCAACGGCCCCGCAGAACACGUUGCCGCUCACUGUUGAUAAGCCAUCAUGCGUGUGUAGCUACACGGGCGGCACGAGCGAAGCGGGCGAUGCGAGCGAAGCGGGCGUGGCGCGGGGCGAAGACGAGAGCGAUGACUAUCGCAGCGAAUGUGCUAACUGCAAGUCCACGGAUGAGGCUGGGUGGGAGGAGGGCGGCGCGUGGUCGUGCGGCACGCAGACGCUGCAGCGGCGCGCCCCGCCCCCCGCGCCGCCCCCGCCGCACACCGCCACGCUGCCGCAGCCCGUCACCCGCCACGAACGCAAUGCCAUGGGUCAGCCAUCUAACUGGGAAAAUUGGUUCAACACUAUCCCGGAUUCCGACAGUGAGUCUGAAGAGGAAUAAUUUAAUGGUCCAUGACAUUUUUAUAGACCUUUAUUUCAGAAUUUUAAUAAUAUAGUCACAGAUCAUGACGAUAUUU